This is a messenger RNA of Cyprinodon variegatus (sheepshead minnow), 525 nucleotides long. Its product is annotated as NACHT, LRR and PYD domains-containing protein 12-like. The transcript has 3 exons. Gene Ontology annotation, molecular function: protein binding. Lineage: Eukaryota; Metazoa; Chordata; Actinopteri; Cyprinodontiformes; Cyprinodontidae. The annotation marks the transcript as partial. The record is from RefSeq and is a predicted model, not a curated record.
AUUGAAUUACUGCAACUUGUCAGAAACCAGCUGUGCAUCUCUGGUCUCAGCUCUGAAGUCUAACCCCUCCAACCUGACAGAACUGGACUUGAGUGGGAAUGACCUGAAAGAUGCUGGACUAGAAGAGCUUUGUGGUUUUCUCCAGACAUCCAUUUGCAAACUACAGAUAUUGAGAUUGGAACGCUGCAAGUUGUCAGAGAUCAGCUGUGCUUCUCUGGGCUCAGCUCUGAAGUCCAACCCCUCCCAUUUGACAGAACUGGAUCUAAGUGAGAACAACCUGAAAGAUGGUGGAGUGAAGCAGCUCAGUGGUUUUCUCCAAUCUCCCCUCUCCAAACUACAGACAUUGAGAUUGAUUGGAUGUGGUUUUUCAGAGAUCAGCUGUGCUUCUCUCAGCUCAGCUCUGAAUACCAACCCCUCCCAUCUGACAGAGCUGAACCUGAGUAGGAACGAAGACCUAAAAGAUGAUGGAGUGAAGCAGCUCUGUGGUUUUUUCCAGUCUCCCCACUGCAAACUACAGACAUUAAA